AUGUUUAUUUCUAUUGAAACUUCGCUUCUCUCUUGGUCGGUCUUGUUCAGAAACGCACGAAUUAUGGAAUUGUCUCAGUUGGUGAAGCAAUUCAAACGCAUAGCGCCACUCGCGCUUGCGGAAAGCUGGGAUAAUGUUGGACUUCUCGUGCAACCUCCCGGUAAAUUAGUGAUUAAAAAAGUAUUAUUAACGAAUGAUUUCACCGAACCCGUGAUGCAAGAAGCUCUGGAGGCCAACGUCAACAUGGUGCUAACAUAUCACCCAUUGAUAUUUUCGGGUCUGAAGCGUAUAACUAUGGAUGAUUGGAAGACUGAGAUUGUGAGCACGUGCUUGCGAAACAAUAUUGCUGUGUAUUCUCCUCAUACGACUUGGGACAGUUUCCGCGGUGGUGCUUCAGACUGGCUCUUGGACGCGUUUAAGAAAAUUGGGUAUGCGGAGAGUUAUCCCUUGAAGCCUAGUUCCUCCGAAGAUUGUAAAAUAACGUUUAUUGCUGGGAACAAGCCACGGGAAUUGCAGUCGCCGACUUCUGGGGUCGAAGGAGAAGGAGCCCAUUUUGAAGUCAAUUCUGAUUCAACCCAGCUGAAAUGCAGAAAAGUGGAUGCGUUUCCAGCGAUAUCUGCCGCACUUCGAACAGGCUUCCAGGUUUCGAACGUGGAAGAACCGGAUGCGUCAAAUGCGACUGGCGGAGGCCGAUGGUGCACGCUUAAAAAUCCCAUAAGUCUUAAAACUGCGGUUCAUUGCGUUAAAGAACAUUUGCAUCUUGAACAUGUUCGCGUUGCGAAAGCUGUUGGGAAACAAGGAACAGAAGAGACCGUUUCACGAGUCGGUGUUUGUUGUGGGUCCGGAGCGUCCACGUUACCGAAAGGAAAGCUGGACGUCUUUGUGACGGGGGAAAUGUCGCAUCAUGACGUAUUGGAUGCCAUUCAUACGGGAACUCACGUCAUCCUUUGUGAUCAUUCCAAUACUGAACGCGGAUUUCUGGAAAAAGCGAAACAAAUGUUGGAAGCGGUAGCGGAAGACGUGGAGUUCGCAAUUUCUGUCCGAGAUGCAGAUCCUUUGGUGAUUGUUUAA
This is a messenger RNA of Notodromas monacha, 1071 nucleotides long. Lineage: Eukaryota; Metazoa; Arthropoda; Ostracoda; Podocopida; Cyprididae. The record is from the annotation of a GenBank genome assembly.